AUGGCACCCAAGAACUGGACCAAGGAGCAUUUUACGCUCAACACUGGAGCUAAGAUUCCCGCUGUUGGUCUUGGAACAUGGCAGUCGAAGCCUGGUGAGGUCCGCGAGGCCGUUAAGGUUGCCCUUCAGUCUGGCUACCGCCAUAUCGAUACCGCUCUUGCCUAUGGUAAUGAGAAGGAGGUUGGUGAGGGCAUUAAGGACUCCGGUAUCCCUCGUGAGGAGAUCUGGGUAACCACCAAGCUCGACAACCCGUGGCAUAAGCGCGUUGAAGAAGGCAUCAACAGCUCGCUGAAGAGCCUGGGCCUCGAGUACAUCGACCUGUACCUUAUGCACUGGCCAUCAUCCACCGACCCCGAUGACUUGAGCAAGCACUAUCCCGAUUGGGAUUUUCUUGACACAUGGGCUGAGCUUCAAAAGCUUCCUGAGUCUGGACGUGUGAAGAACAUCGGUGUCUCCAACUUCGCCAUCAAGAACCUAGAGAAGCUAUUCGCAGACUCACGCUUCAAGAUCACACCUGCUGUCAACCAGGUUGAGCUUCACCCAAACAAUCCUUCACCUAAGCUCCUCAACUACCUGAGGGAGAAGGGCAUACACGCCACUGCUUACUCCUGCCUUGGUUCUACAGACUCGCCUCUCUACAAGAACGAGGAGCUCAAGCAGCUUGCUGAGAAGAAGGGCAAGACCGUUCAACAGGUCCUCCUGGUAUGGGGCUUGCAGCGCGGAUCCAGUGUCAUCCCCAAGUCGGUCUCUGCUCAGCGCAUCCAGGCCAACUUUGAGCUUGACGGGUGGGAGCUGACUGAUGAUGAGGUCAAGCUCAUUGACUCUCUGCCGGAGCGCUUCAAGGUCUGCGGUGAUGCUUGGCUGCCCGUCAAGGUUUUCUUUGGCGAUGACGAGUAA
This is a messenger RNA of Boeremia exigua, 897 nucleotides long. Its product is annotated as aldose reductase. Gene Ontology annotation, molecular function: aldose reductase (NADPH) activity. Gene Ontology annotation, cellular component: cytosol. The transcript is spliced from 3 exons. Bases 1 to 897 code for a protein of 298 amino acids. NCBI's taxonomy places the organism in Eukaryota, Fungi, Ascomycota, Dothideomycetes, Pleosporales, Didymellaceae. The record is from RefSeq and is a predicted model, not a curated record.